AUGUCCUACAACCUCUCUUCCUCAUCACUUCCGGGAAUGGUUUCACAAUACAGUGAAAAUGGUCUAAACGCAGCCACCUCAAUGCCAAAUCUUGGCCCAAUGGGAAUGAUGAACGGAAAUGGAGAGGUUGUGGCAAAUCAACAAAUGAAUGACAACGACGAGGACUACAAUCUGACGCUGACACCGGAUAUGGCGGCCGGGAUUCGACAAGCGAUGUCAAUUUGUCUGGAAUGGGAAAAUCGAUUGGUU
Molecule: messenger RNA, 249 nt
Organism: Mesorhabditis belari
Lineage: Eukaryota; Metazoa; Nematoda; Chromadorea; Rhabditida; Rhabditidae
Source: the annotation of a GenBank genome assembly